CAAGAGUGGAAAGAGCCUCGGAGCUGGGGAGGGGAUGCGUCCGCGACUCGGAAGGGGAUGCCUCCGCGACUCUCGGGCGGUCGGGUCACCGUUUUCCGGUUUUGUUUUCCAGCCUGUCGUGCGCUCGUCUGACACAAGUGACGGCAGGAAAACAGGCACUUCGUGUGCUCCGGUCACAGCCAUCGCUGUCCUUCCCUGAAGAACCCCCAAACUCUCAGGAAGAUUUGCUGUCGCUGGGAGAAACUGAGGCAGAGAGGGCGAGGCUGCCUGUGCCUUCCUGAAGUCCGGUUUGCGGACGCCUAGGCUCCCAACCCCCAGCUCUCAGGUGCAGGCCCCCGCCGUGGCUCCCGGCCAGGGGCAACCCACUUUGCACUCCCGGCGUCAGGCUGGGGGUGGGGCUUGGCUGGGCCGGUCCAGGAUGCGAGAUCCUGGAGGGAAGAGGGGCGGCGGUGUUCCCGGCGGCCCGCGGGCUGGGCCGGCUUGGCAGGCCUGUGCUCUUCGGAACGGGCAAGGCGGCGGUGGGCCCGUUCGUCUGAAGCAGAGAUAAGGCCGGAGGCGAGAUUGCCGGGUGGCAGGUGAGGAAGGAGAGUGAUGGGAGACCCUCGGGUGGCAGGUGAGGAAGGGGGAACCCAGCAGCUGUGUGGGGAGGGUGCUCUCACCCUCCCCCAACUCUUCCCGCAGAAUGGACUUCCGAACCCCCGACCUGCUGGAUGUGUGGCUGGAGCCCCCAGAAGAGGUCUCCACAGGAGCCUUCCUGGAGCUGGGACUGCACUGCCCCCCUCCAGAGGUCCCAGGGACUAAGCUCCAAGAACAGGGGCUUCGAGGCUGGGGGCCCAGCGGGAGCCGUGGCUGUGGCCUUCGAGAGAGUGAGCCUGAAGAUUUCCUGAAGCUUCUCAUUGAUCCCAAUGAGGUGUACUGCUCCGAAGCAUCUCCUGGCAGUGACAGCGGGAUCUCCGAGGACCCUGGCCAUCCAGACAGUCCUUCUGCCCCCAAAGCACCCAGUUCCCCUGCUCUCUAUGAGGUUGUCUAUGAGGCAGGGGGCCUGGAGAGGGUGCAAGGGGAAGCUGGGCCAGCCGUAGGGCUCGUCUCUCUCCAGCUAGAUCAGCGGAGCCCACGACUUAUGGUGCCUGAUGCCUGCACGGUCCACGAGCUGCCCCUUGCUCACGCUCACACCCUGCCCAGAGAGGGCACUGUAAACCCAGUGCCUCCUGCAACCCUACUGCCCUGUCAAACCUUGUUCCUGACAGAGGAAGAGAAGCGUCUGCUGGGACAGGAAGGGGUUUCUCUGCCCACUCAUCUGCCGCUCACCAAGGCAGAAGAGAGGGCCCUCAAGAAGGUCAGGAGGAAGAUCCGUAACAAGCAGUCAGCUCAGGACAGUCGGCGACGGAAGAAAGAGUACAUCGACGGGCUAGAGACUAGGGCGGCUGCCUGUUCUGCAGAGAACCAGGAACUACAGAAAAAAGUCCAGGAGCUGGAGAAACACAAUAUCUCCCUGGUAACUCAGCUCCGCCAGCUGCAGAGGCUCAUUGCCCAAACCUCCAACAAAGCUGCCCAGACCAGCACUUGUGUUCUGAUCCUUCUUUUUUCUCUGGCUCUCAUCAUCCUGCCCAGUGUCAGCCCCUUGCAGGGUCUCCGGGAAGCUGGGACUGAGGAUCACCAGCCUCAUGGAGUGAUUUCCAGAAAUAUCCUGACUCACAAGGACAUGACAGAAAAUUUGGAGACCACAGUGGUAGAGUCCAGAUUAGAGGGGCCACUUAGGGCCAAGGAUGUAAAUGGUUCAACAAGGACCCUGCUUGAGAAGAUGGGAGGCAAGACAGGUUCCAGUGGGCAUAUCAGAACGGUCCUGCAUGCAGAUGAGAUGUGAGCUGGAACAUUUUGCAGCCCACUUCCCAACUGCA
Ailuropoda melanoleuca (giant panda) is the source of this 1898-nucleotide messenger RNA. RefSeq names its product cAMP responsive element binding protein 3 like 4 (gene CREB3L4). The transcript has 9 exons. Gene Ontology annotation, molecular function: RNA polymerase II cis-regulatory region sequence-specific DNA binding; DNA-binding transcription factor activity, RNA polymerase II-specific. The record is from RefSeq and is a predicted model, not a curated record. NCBI's taxonomy places the organism in Eukaryota, Metazoa, Chordata, Mammalia, Carnivora, Ursidae. The coding region runs from base 683 to 1864 and encodes 393 amino acids. Gene Ontology annotation, biological process: regulation of transcription by RNA polymerase II. Gene Ontology annotation, cellular component: nucleus.